CCCUAUUUCUCUCUCUUCCUUUCUUCUCUUUAUUUACCCUCUUCUGCAUUGCAGUGCAAACCUCUCUGUUCUCUCUCGCUCUUACCGCCCUCCCUUCCAUUGAAGUUCAGUCCCUCUCUCUCUCAAGAAAAUAUCGAUUCUCUCUGUAUUGCAAUCCUGAAACCAUCACAAUACUGCAAUUCUCUCUCUAAAACCAAUCUCAACCAGCAACUCUGUCCCUCUUUCUUAAAACCCAUCUCUCUCUCUCUCUCUCUCAAUUUUAUGGAAAUCUGAGGUCGAACGACUAUAAAUGGCGGUUCAACUCAUGAGCUACAACACCAACAACGCCUACCCCAUAAUGGAGGACCAAGCCCUGCAAGAGGCCGCAUCAGCUGGGAUCAGGAGCAUGGACCAACUGGUUAAGCUCUUGGGCCGGCAGCCGAACCCGAGCUCGCCCACCGCGGACUGCAUGUCCAUUACUGACACAACAGUCACCAAAUUCAAGAAAGUUAUCUCAAUUCUCAACAGAACAGGCCAUGCUCGCUUCAGGAGAGCACCCACUAAUACCCAUUCUGCUCCUUUCAGAGAGCCAAACCCUCUUCUGGAGUCAAGGGAAUGGAAACCAUCGAACCUGGUCUCGAUGGCCGAGCUGGCUCCUAUUCGAUCGAGCCCUGAAAUGGCUCAGAAACCCCCAUGUCCCAAACCUGUGAGUGCUUGUGAGGUUGUUAUGAAAGAGGGGAACAAUAACAUGGGGUUCAGCCUCUCUGAUUCCCCUCCGAUGUCUUCCAAUUCGAGCUCAUUUGUUUCUUCCGUAACUGGAGAUGGGAGCUGUUUGGAUGGGAAGAUUGUGGUCUCAAAUGGUAGGCCUCCAUUGAGCUCUUCUUAUAAGAAGAGGUGCCAUGGCCAUGAGAAACCAGAUGAGAGUUCAGGAAAGUGUGGGAAUCCAGGAAGGUGCCAUUGCUCUAAGAGAAGGAAGAACAGAGUGAAGAGGAGUAUUAGAGUGCCUGCUAUAAGCUCAAAGAUGGCUGAUAUUCCACCUGAUGAAUAUUCUUGGAGAAAAUAUGGACAGAAGCCAAUCAAGGGAUCGCCAUACCCAAGGGGCUAUUACAAGUGUAGCAGUGUAAGAGGGUGCCCUGCUAGAAAGCAUGUAGAGAGAGCCUCUGAUGAUCCAGCCAUGCUUAUUGUGACUUAUGAAGGGGAACACAGCCAUUCUCGCUCUAUAUCUGAGAGCACAGGCCUAGUCAUUGAUUCUUGAGACAUGCAGAGAGAGAAAGGGACCACUUUGGAGGACCAGGAGAAAAUAGAGUGAGAAAGACACAUUUUUAGUGAGAGAAGGUUAGAGAGAGAGAGAGAGAGAGAGGUUAUUUCCCUUGCUCCAAGCUAUAAAUCUUUUCAAUUGCUUGAGAAAAAGAAAAACCUUGUGUAAAUUUGGCUCUCAAGAGAAGAAGCACCACCUUUCCUUUCUACUAUUCUUCCUUUUUUCUUUUUUUUUUGUCUUGCUUGAUUAGUUUUUAGACAUUUUUUUUUAGGAUUUUCCAAGGGAAAAAAAAAAAAGAAAAAGAAAAAGAAAAAGAAAAGGAGGAGAAAGAAGGGGAGAGAGGUUUCUUUAUUUUGUCCUUUGUGGGAUUAAGUCAAAAGACGGGUCAGGGGUUGGUUGGUUGGGUGGGGUCCUACCCGUCACGUUCUUGGUGGAUGUGGUCAAAGAUAAUAUGAGUAAAGGAGGGGUUAGUGGUGGGGCCCAGUCCUAGCAAUUUCAUUUGCUUUUUGUUUUGACCGAUGUAUAGCCCUUUUACUUUUAAUCAACUGGACUUGAGCUGUGGCAUCCGAUGCUCUUUUAUUUA
This is a messenger RNA of Amborella trichopoda, 1820 nucleotides long. Its product is annotated as putative WRKY transcription factor 11. The record is from RefSeq and is a predicted model, not a curated record. Gene Ontology annotation, biological process: regulation of DNA-templated transcription. NCBI's taxonomy places the organism in Eukaryota, Viridiplantae, Streptophyta, Magnoliopsida, Amborellales, Amborellaceae. Gene Ontology annotation, molecular function: sequence-specific DNA binding; DNA-binding transcription factor activity.